This is a messenger RNA of Aspergillus tanneri, 1860 nucleotides long. RefSeq lists its product as uncharacterized. The record is from RefSeq and is a predicted model, not a curated record. Gene Ontology annotation, cellular component: nucleus. Bases 1 to 1860 code for a protein of 619 amino acids. NCBI's taxonomy places the organism in Eukaryota, Fungi, Ascomycota, Eurotiomycetes, Eurotiales, Aspergillaceae. The transcript is spliced from 2 exons. Gene Ontology annotation, biological process: error-prone translesion synthesis. Gene Ontology annotation, molecular function: damaged DNA binding; DNA-directed DNA polymerase activity.
AUGGAGGCUCCGUCUGAAGAGCCUAGCGAGGAAAUCGUUGCGUCUAACUCAAAUGAGAAGGCUAAUGAGGAUGAAACGUUGAAAUACCAAUUGCUAGGCCCUUCUUUGACCAAGGCCGGUCAGGAUACUGUCGACCAGCAGAAGGUGUCUGAAAUUAUCUACAACGCGUCCAAAGGAUCAAAAUUCUUCAACCACGAGCAAGCCCGUGAUCGCAUUCUAACUGAGAAAAUCACGCGUAUUCUAAAGGAGAAAGAGCGUCUAAAAAAUCAAGACCUGUCCCAUGAUCUACGGCGGGCUAAUCAGCUCCUCGCUGAACUCGAAUUGGGUCGAGAUUUAUCGCAGUAUGUUGUUCAUGUCGAUUGCGAUGCGUUCUACGCUGCAGUUGAGGAGCUCAAUCGACCUGAACUAAGAACCGUUCCAAUGGCUGUAGGUGGGGGGGUUCUAAGUACCUGUAACUAUGAAGCUCGCAAGUUCGGCUGCCGAAGUGGCAUGGCUGGAUUUGUGGCCAAAAAACUUUGCCCACAGUUGGUCAUACUAUCCCCGAACUAUGAAAAGUAUAUCGCCAAAGCCAAGGAAGUUCGUGCCAUCUUUGCACAGUACGAUCCGCUCUUUGAAAGUGCUAGUAUUGAUGAAGCGUACCUCAACAUAACCACCUACUGCAGCGAAAACCAGCUCGGGCCGGAGGAGGUUGUUAGCCGUAUGAGAGCAGAGAUUCUUAUGAAUACGAAGAUCUCGGUGUCUGCCGGCAUUGCGGCGAAUGCAAAAAUUGCCAAAAUCGCUUCCAAUCGCAAUAAGCCUAAUGGUCAGUUCAUGGUUCCAAAUGAAAGAGAGGCUAUUAUGGAAUUCAUGAGAGGCCUCCCAGUACGCAAGGUCAGCGGUGUCGGUCGCGUCUUUGAACGUGAACUCGACGCUAUCGGCAUCAAACUCUGCGGUGACAUUUAUCCUCAGCGUGCAACAUUGGCGAAGCUCUUUGGAAACAAGGCAUUUCAUUUCUUAGCACAGUGUUAUCUUGGGCUCGGAAGAACAAACAUCCAACCGGUGGAGAAUUACGAACGAAAGAGUGUAGGUACUGAGCGCACGUUUCAUGAAAUUGGAAGCAAGGAGGAGUUUCGAGAAAAACUCUGGUCAAUCUCGAAGGAACUUGAGAAAGACCUAGCCUCUACACAGUUCAAGGGCCGGACAUUGGUUCUCAAAGUCAAACUUGCCACAUUUGAGGUUCUCUCACGGCAAUGUCAGCCUCCAAGGGCCGUGUUCCUUGCCAAGGACCUGUAUACAUUUUCUCUACCAAUGCUGGAAAAACUCGAGAAGGAGGUCCCUAAUAUCAAGCUUCGACUUCUUGGCCUUCGCUGCACCAACCUAGUGAGCACUAAAAAGGGUGGGAUUGACUUUUUUGGAUGGGCCACUCGGUCAAAGCCUACGGGUGAAUCCAAUUCCGCUGCCGAGUCCAAUCACGAUCCAAUCCCCGAGCAAGAAAUUGACACUGAGGAGGCUUUCGAGCGAGCUGCCCGCCAGGAAUUGCAGAGCGAGAUGAAUGAAUUAGAGAAGCUCAGCCAAGAGGUUGUUGACUCGCCCCCAACCAACCCUGUCAAAGAAGACAGUCCAGUCGCUCCUGAUGAAUCCACAUCUGAACCAGUUUUCUGGGAUUGUCCUAUUUGUUCUCGACCUCAAGCGGCAGAGGACCGCACAUUUAACAACCAUGUAGACUAUUGUCUCUCAAGACAGACCAUCAAGGAGGCUGUCCAAGGGGCUUCACAGGAUACUGCACAGGAUGCUGUAUCAGUUCCUACUAAAACACGCAAGAGGAAGACAGCAUCACAAGAGCCUAUAGACCCACGCCAAAAACGACUUUUUUUUGUCUAA